This is a messenger RNA of Monopterus albus (swamp eel), 3131 nucleotides long. RefSeq names its product T-box transcription factor 15 (gene tbx15). The transcript has 8 exons. Gene Ontology annotation, biological process: positive regulation of DNA-templated transcription; regulation of transcription by RNA polymerase II; cell fate specification. Bases 298 to 2130 code for a protein of 610 amino acids. Gene Ontology annotation, cellular component: nucleus; chromatin. The record is from RefSeq and is a predicted model, not a curated record. Gene Ontology annotation, molecular function: DNA-binding transcription factor activity, RNA polymerase II-specific; RNA polymerase II cis-regulatory region sequence-specific DNA binding. NCBI's taxonomy places the organism in Eukaryota, Metazoa, Chordata, Actinopteri, Synbranchiformes, Synbranchidae.
GAUAGAAGUUAGGAGGACAGAAAGAGAAAAAGAAAGACGAGGAGACGCGCAAAGCGGCAGACCGCAUCAAAACUGUCAAUCCUCCCAGACUUGAUCUCAUGCGCAGCAAGGAUGGCGCAGUCUGCCUUCAAAAGUUUGACGCGGCGUUUCUAGUCACAGUUGGGAUUACUUUGGAUACUUGGUGAGUUUGCGCCCCGCUGUAAACACUGACGUGUGCUUUUUUUUUUUUUUUGGUUUGCUUUGGACGGACGGAGAGGGGUUUUUCGCAGCGUCCCCCAUCGGGUGGAUUUGAGAGAAAUGAGUGAGAGGAGGCGAUCUGCCGCAGCUCUGAGCUCUAGAGCGCACGCUUUUUCCGUGGAAGCCCUGAUCGGCUCCAACAAGAAGAGGAAGCUCCGGGGCUGGGAGGAAAAGGAACUGGAGUUGUCCAUGGAGAGUCUUGGCACAGACGGAGAGGACCCGGCGCACUGUCUGGAUAUGGACCCGGACUCCGAGGCGAGUCCCGGUUCGGACGGAGAGGGUCUGGCCGAGAGGACGUCUUGCUCCUUUGGCUCACCUGCCGACCUGGCCCCCGGCCCCUGCGACUCAUCACCCCCGGCCUCUAUGGAGGACAUCCAGGUGGAGCUGCAGUGCGCAGACCUGUGGAAGCGCUUCCAUGACAUCGGCACCGAGAUGAUCAUCACCAAGGCUGGCAGGAGGAUGUUUCCUGCCAUGCGAGUAAAGAUCGCCGGUCUGGAGCCUCAUCAACAGUAUUACAUUACCAUGGACAUCGUGCCCGUGGACAACAAGAGAUACAGGUAUGUGUACCACAGCUCUAAAUGGAUGGUGGCAGGAAAUGCAGACUCCCCAGUGCCUCCGCGGGUCUACAUCCACCCAGACUCCUUGGCCUCAGGAGACACCUGGAUGAGGCAGGUGGUGAGCUUUGACAAGCUCAAGCUCACCAACAAUGAGCUGGAUGACCAGGGACAUAUCAUCCUCCACUCCAUGCAUAAGUAUCAGCCUCGUGUUCACAUCAUUAGGAAAGACUUCAGCAGUGAACUGUCUCCAAACAAGCCGGUGCCCAGUGGGGAUGGAGUGAAGACCUUCAGCUUCCCUGAGACUGUCUUCACCACCGUCACUGCCUACCAGAACCAGCAGAUUACAAGACUAAAGAUUGACCGUAACCCUUUCGCCAAAGGUUUCCGGGACUCGGGCAGAAACAGGACCGGCCUGGAGGCCAUCAUGGAGACUUAUGCUUUCUGGAGACCUCCUGUGCGGACCCUCACAUUUGAAGAUUUCACUAAUAUGCAGAAACAACAAGGUGGAAGCACUGGAACUUCUCCCACCACCUCCAGCACAGGAACCCCCUCCCCUUCUGGUGCAGCACACCUCCUGUCUCCCUCCUGCUCCCCUCCAACCUUCCACCUUCCCCCCAACACAUUCAAUGUGGGCUGCAGGGAGAGUCAACUCUGCAACCUGGGCCUGUCCGAGUACCCAGCCUGUGCCCGCAGUAACAUGGCAGCCCUGCAGGGCUACGGUGGCCUGUCUGACACUUCCUAUGGACGCCUCCAGGCUGCAGGGGGUGCUGUGGCUUCUGCUCAGCCCUCUGAAUCCUUCCUGCCACAGAGGACUUCCUCCUUGAUUGCUGCUGGCAUGCAGGGGAGCACUCAUGCCUCCCUGACUGGUGGUGGCGGUAGCGGUGGCACUGGAGGCAAGAUGGAUGCUUACAGUGGUCAGCUUGGCUCCUUCCCAGCCUCGCAGCUUCAGUAUGUCAUGCAGGCUGGAAGCAGCUCCAGCUCUGCCUCAUCCUCUUCAUCUGGCUCCUCCCCUUCCUCCUCACACAUGUUCAGUGGGAGCCACCACCACAUGCAGCAGGGCUCCUACAAUGCUUUCUCCCUACACAACCCUUACAACCUGUAUGGAUACAGCUUCCCCACUUCUCCCCGCCUGGCUGCCAGCCCUGAGAAGCCCCAGGGAGGUUUACUGUGCUCUUCCUCUCCCGCUGGGGCUUUCUCUGAGCGACAGUACCUGUCCAAUGGAAGCAUGGACACUAUGCACAUGAUUGGCAACACCACCAGCAGCCAACAGGGUAGCAGCUCCUGUGACGGUCGUCAGUAUAGUUCCUCUUCUCAGAUGUCCAUGCACAUGGUGUAGACCUCACAGCCCUUCAUGUUUCUAAAGUCUUUCAGCUGAAAAGCAAAUCUCUAAUCUAUGAACCCGGUUUGGUGUUGUUGAGUCGGCACUUUUACAUGAAGUGUUAAUGUACUGAGGUACAAAGGAAAGCUUCUCAUAGAACGAGAUCAUUUCAUCUUGUUUAAAGACACUCCACCACUUACUCAGAAUCAGAACAAUUAUUUAAUUUUCUUUGUAUCAAUAAAACAAAAACUGGGACAACAAAUUGACACUUACUGUCUGGCAGGAAUGAAACAAACUCACAUCAGUGUCAGAAGGAGAUAAAUGAGCCCACAUGGUCUGUUUGAGAAAGGAUUAUCAGUUAUCAGUUGAAUCUGUUAUGGCAACACACUUUUAAAGUGACUCAUUCUUGUUUUCUGGGGACUCAAAGACCAUCCAGUCAUAACAUCAUGUAACCAAAGAAUCUUCGCUGUGAUCCAGAAGUUUUUACUUGACACAGCACCUGUGCUGUAUCGUUGCAGAAAUGUCACUGGGUGAGUGGUUCGUCAUCAUGGUCUCAAGAUUUGGCUGGAAUGAAAGGGACAAAUGGACAAGGUCACAUAUACAUGUGGGAGAUGAAGUAUUUUGGCACUGCCGUGCCAAACAGGGUGAACACAUAGACACAGUAAGUCACAGAACAGUAGGUCAGGUCAGCUGAGGAGCUCUGCCGUCAGACUCAAAACUCCCAGCUGGUGUACACAUGAGAGGUCAGGACUUCAACCUGUUUUCCUCAUAGACUGGAAUGGCUUCACUAUUUUUGAGUGGAUUAUAUUAGAUGGCGAAUGCAAUCAAUAACAUAAGCUUAAAAGAAGUGUGAAAAGCUAUAAAAGAAGCUAUAGCAAAACUAAAGUAUGUUUUGGUGUGUUGUAGAGAUGUGUAUUUAAGUACUGAGCAAUAUAACAAUUUCACGGGAUGUUCUGGUAUAAAAUGUGUGAAAAAGGGAAAUGGCAAAAUAAUUUUUUGAAGCAUUUUAAAAAAUGUAA